UAUAAAAUUAUGUCUUAACCCUACUUACAAAUUUUUUAAGUCUACCUAAGCAAAUGCAAAUAUCCUUUAACCAUUCAGGUUAUUUUGACCUGAAAAAAAAAAUUCUUUUAAAAUUUAUGGAAGAUUAGAGGAAGCUGGGUAUCCCUUCCAUCAAAUUAAGCCACUGCAUAUAGUCAGGUCAAACUUCAUAUAUAGCCGAACUUACUCACUAAUUUCAUAUUCUUUUCUUGUUACAAUACUUCAGCUUUCAUUAUGAUCUUAUAAAAUGAUUACAAAACCACUCAUUAUCCUUAUGCUGAUGAAGCAUAUAUUAGGAAAUUAGUUCGUUAUACAAUGCAGUACGCCAAGCUGAACUCUAUAUAUAAGAACCAACCCCAUAGCCUAGAUUGGCACUAAGCAAGAAGCUAGCUAGCUACCAUCUGCAUUUCUGCAACAAUGAGUUUAGACAACUCCAUCCGAAACUGCGAUAUGGCUCAAUCCGAAAAGCAACCUCCCCAAGGACAAUGGUCCACUGCCCUUUUCGAUUGUUUGGAGGAUCGUUCAAAUUGUCUUUUCACUUGCUUUUGUCCAUGCAUGGCCUUUGGACGAAUUGCGGAGAUUGUUGACAGAGGAACUACAUCAUGUGCGGUCGCCGGCACGAUCUACCAUGUUCUGGCCUCUGUAGGCUGUGGAUGGCUUUAUGCUGGUUCGUAUAGAACCAAACUACGAGGACACUUCUCACUACCAGCAGCGCCAUGCCAUGAUCUUUUGGUUCAUAGCUUCUGCUGUGUUUGUUCUAUUUGUCAAGAGUAUAGAGAACUCAAAAAUCAUGGAAUUGAUCCCUCCAUUGGGUGGCAAGCCAAUGUUGAGAAGUGGAACCGAGAAGGAGUGAAGCCUCCGAUGGUCGAACCAGCAAUGGCCCGUUAAUUGUCGAACCGGCAAUGGCAUGUUAACGUCAACAUCCUUUUUAAUUGGUUUAAAACUUCUUGUGUGUUUGACUUGGUUUAUAGCCUAGUAUUUGCAAGUGUUUGAUUUGAUUAGGAAACGAUAUUUCACAACCGUGGUGGUUUAUGGCAUGUUCUUUUGGAUUGUAAAUCUUCAAUAUUUGUAUGUUUGUAAGUUUGGAUUGUAAUUUUAUUCAAAAAAAGUU
This is a messenger RNA of Rosa chinensis, 1129 nucleotides long. Its product is annotated as protein PLANT CADMIUM RESISTANCE 9. NCBI's taxonomy places the organism in Eukaryota, Viridiplantae, Streptophyta, Magnoliopsida, Rosales, Rosaceae. The coding region runs from base 436 to 906 and encodes 156 amino acids. The transcript is spliced from 4 exons. The record is from RefSeq and is a predicted model, not a curated record.